Messenger RNA from Phyllopteryx taeniolatus (common seadragon), 2360 nucleotides. RefSeq names its product radixin-like. The transcript has 14 exons. Gene Ontology annotation, molecular function: cell adhesion molecule binding; actin binding. Lineage: Eukaryota; Metazoa; Chordata; Actinopteri; Syngnathiformes; Syngnathidae. Gene Ontology annotation, biological process: regulation of organelle assembly; positive regulation of protein localization to early endosome; regulation of cell shape. The record is from RefSeq and is a predicted model, not a curated record. Gene Ontology annotation, cellular component: filopodium; apical part of cell; microvillus. The coding region runs from base 356 to 2086 and encodes 576 amino acids.
GGCGAGCGAGACUGAGGCGAGCCGCUCACCACUACCACGCCUCACUAUAGCAACUUGCUCAGCCAUAUUGACAGUACGCGUGAGUGUGUGACGACGCUUACCCGUAUCACUGAGCUCCGUUUCCGAAGCAGCGGGCUAUUUUUACCCGCAGCGUGGAUAUAUAUAAAGCGGCAGCGCUCGGGUCAGGAGGAGGAGGUGCAGAGUUUGGACCGGUGGCGGCGGGGUGACAACACUCCAUCGCAGGCAUCCUUUACUUUGACGCAGCGCGGCCGUGCUGGUGAGUUGGAACCGGAGCAGGAAGACAGAGGACGACUUCUUUUUCUUUUCUCAUCAACAGAGGACGGGCAGAGAGAGGAUGAAGAUGCCCAAGCCGACAAACGUCCGUGUUACCACCAUGGAUGCUGAGCUGGAGUUUGCCAUCCAGCCCAACACCACCGGCAAGCAGCUCUUUGAUCAGGUGGUAAAGACGGUGGGCCUGAGGGAGGUGUGGUUCUUUGGCCUGCAGUACACCGACAGCAAAGGCUACGUCACGUGGCUGAAGCUCAACAAGAAGGUGACACAGCAGGAUGUGAAGAAGGAGAACCCUCUGCAGUUCAAGUUCAGGGCCAAGUUUUUUCCAGAGGACGUCUCUGAGGAGCUCAUCCAGGAGAUCACACAGAGGCUCUUCUUCCUUCAGGUAAAGGAAGCCAUCUUGAAUGACGAGAACUACUGCCCCCCCGAGACCGCUGUGCUCUUGGCCUCCUACGCCGUCCAGGCCAAGUUUGGCAACCACAACAAGGACAUGCACAAGUCCGGCUACCUGGCCGCAGAUCGCCUGCUGCCACAAAGAGUUCUGGAGCAACACAAGCUGACAAAGGAGCAGUGGGAGGAUAGGAUACAGACCUGGCACGAGGAACACACGAGCAUGCUCAGGGAGGACGCCAUGAUGGAGUACCUGAAGAUCGCUCAGGAUCUGGAGAUGUACGGCGUCAACUACUUUGAGAUCAAGAACAAGAAGGGCACCGAGCUGUGGCUUGGCGUCGACGCCCUCGGACUCAACAUCUAUGAGCACGAAGACAAGUUGUCGCCCAAGAUAGGCUUCCCAUGGAGCGAGAUCCGCAACAUCUCUUUCAACGACAAGAAGUUUGUCAUCAAGCCCAUCGACAAGAAAGCGCCGGACUUUGUCUUCUACGCGCCACGCCUGCGCAUCAACAAGCGCAUCCUGGCGCUGUGUAUGGGCAACCACGAGCUGUACAUGCGGCGCAGAAAGCCCGACACCAUCGAGGUGCAGCAGAUGAAAGCUCAGGCCCGGGAGGAAAAACAUCACAAGCAGAUGGAGAGAGCGCAGCUGGAGAACGAGAAGAAGAAGCGCGAGCACGCCGAGAAAGAGAAGCAGCGCAUGGAGCGCGAGAAAGACGAGCUGAUGGAGCGCCUGCGCAACAUCGAGGAGCAGACGCAGCGGGCGCAGAAAGAACUGGAGGAGCAGACGCGCAAGGCCCUGGAGCUGGAACAGGAGCGCAAGCGGGCCAAGGAGGAGGCCCAGCGUCUGGACAAGGAACGCAGAGCCGCCGAGGAGGCCAAAGCUGCGCUCGCGCAGCAGGCCGCCGACCAGAUGAAGACCCAGGAACAGCUGGCUGCUGAAUUAGCCGAGUUCACCGCCAAAAUCUCUCUGCUGGAAGAAGCCAAGAGGAAAAAAGAGGACGACGCCAACGAAUGGCAGCACAAAGCCAUGGCGGCACAGGAAGACCUGGAGCGGACGCGGGAGGAGCUGCGGGCGGCCGUGACCUCACCCAACACGGCGCCGCACGAGCACGACGAGCACGACGAGAGCGAUGGAGAGGCCAGCGCCGAGCUGUUCAGCGACGGCGUCAGCAGCCAGCGCAGCGAAGAGGACAGAGUCACUGAGGCGCACAAGAACCAGCGAGUCAAGAAGCAGCUGCAGGUUCUGAGCUCGGAGCUGGCGGAGGCUCGCGACGACAGCAAGACGACGGCCAACGACGUCCUUCAUGCCGAGAACGUGCGAGUGGGCCGCGACAAAUACAAGACGCUGCGGCAGAUCCGCCAGGGCAACACCAAGCAGCGCGUCGACGAGUUUGAGUCCAUGUGAGGGCCGCGAACAAGAAAAGUGGAAGCGGAGACUCUCGCCUGCACAUCGCCAAAGAUCCGCCAAGCUCCGAAAAAGCGUCUUUUUACCUGCCGACAAAAUGGCCAACUCUUAAGAAUGACUCUACAGCUUUAAUGUCGCUCACUUUUAUUUCCAACAUUUUGUUUUGACUAAAAUUAUAUUGAGCAUUUUUUUGUUUCCUGCGUAGGAUUCUCUUUUUAUUUUCCUGCUCAUGUGGUUCAUCAGCUGACCAGUAAACAAAUGCAAACAAAAUUCA